AUGGCCUGCAAGUUUUAUUUCGCACCCAAGCUCUCAGACCAACGAGACAAGCAUGGAAGGAGGAUGAUCUCCUAUCCUUGCAAAAUAUGUGGCUCUAGGAUUAAUCGUCCAACCUCGGACUCGUCAUGUAGUAACCUUAACAAGCAUGCAGCAACAUGCCUCCGGAAGCAAAAUGAAUCCAAGGGUCACAAAUCUCUUGCUGGACUUGGUAUCAAAGGGACUGGAGACAUCAAUCCCCAAGAGGUUAAUCAACUCUGUGCGGUAUGGUGUGCCGAGGCCGCAAGGCCUUUUUCUGCUCUAGUUGAGGAGAGCCAUAAGGUCCUGCUUCAUCCAACAAUCAAGAAGUCUUUACCAGGAAGAAGAACAAUCUCAAGAGAUAUCCACAUGUUAUACUCUGCAAUACAAGAGGAGUAUAAGGUAAUUCUCAAGGCACACACAGGUUCAUUGUACUUGGGUGUUGACGCCUGGCAGUCACCUAAUGGAUUUGACAUCCUGGGCACUGUGGUCUACCGAUUAGCCAAGGACGACUCUGGGGAAAUAAAGCUUGAGGCAAUGCCUCUCGACUUCAUUUGGCUUGCUCACAGUCACACCGGUGAAUAUUUGGCGCAGACGGUUAGCUUGGUUGUGGAAAAGUUUGGGAUUCAAGACAAGAUAUGUGGGAUUGUCAGUGACAAUGCUUCCAACAACAAGGUGAUGGUUAGUGAACUGAAGAAGAAGAAGUGGGCGCGGUUCAAAGGCGAGACGCAUUGGAUACGGUGUUUUGCCCAUGUGCUGAACUUGAUAGCUCAAGCCAUCCUCCGGCCGUUUGGAAGUCAAAAGAAAUCAAAGACAACAAACCAAUCAGGAUCAGUUCCUCUGGAUGACUCAGAAGAUUUGGGCUCUGGAGAUGAAGAAGAAGAUGCAGAGGAACAAAUACAACUGUAUUCUCAAGGCGCCGAUGAAUCAUCAUUAUUCCAUGAAGAUGUUGAUGAAAGCGACAAUGAGUCAAUUGCUCAAAAUGACCAGGAGGAAACUGAGUCGCUCAGUCUUGAUGACAUUGAAAACGCUAGUGAUGAGGAUGACUCGGACGCAUAUACAACAGAGGGUUGCAAGCAAACCUUGGCAAAAUUUCGUGCCAUUGCUAAAAAGUUAAGGUACUCCCCCAAUUCAAAGGACCAGUUUCGUCAGAUUUGUCGUGAUAAGGGAUGUGCAACUCCUCAUACGAUUGAACGAGAUGUCCGUACACGAUGGAACUCAACCCACUCCCAACUCAUCAGCAUAAUCAGAUGUGAGGAUGCCAUCCUUGAAUGGCAGAGACAUAAACGACACGGUGUUGACCGGAAGUACUACCUUGAUCAAUCAGACUUCAACUUAGCACGCCACCUGGCAGAGGUAAUGAAUAUAUUCUAUGAAAUAACCCUCCAGAUCUCGAUCCCUGGCUCGGCUCGCUUGUCCAACAUUGUCAUAUUCAUCGAUCAAAUUACUGAACACUUAUCAACCGCCAUCAGUGGGACAAAGUAUCCACCAGCAUUGCGCAAUGCUUGUCGAGUUGGCUUGAAACUAACCAACAAGUAUUAUAGCUUGACGGAUAUGUCCCCUCUCUAUAGGAUUGCAAUUGUUCUUCACCCAUCUUUUCACGACGAGUACUUUAAACUUGCUAACUGGGAACCCAAAUGGAUAUCUGAAGCAAUACGGCUCACCCGGGAGAUGUGGGUUGCUAAUUAUAAGCCCAAGCCAAUUACUCCUCCCACCUCAUCAGCAGUUGUUGCUAACAAGCCAAAGACUGGAAUGCUUGCUGGCUUGGGUAGUGCAGCCGCAGCCCGAGGAGGCCACUCAUCAACUGACCCUUUGGACAUUUGGCUUUGA
Molecule: messenger RNA, 1845 nt
Organism: Puccinia graminis f. sp. tritici CRL 75-36-700-3
Lineage: Eukaryota; Fungi; Basidiomycota; Pucciniomycetes; Pucciniales; Pucciniaceae
Exons: 10
Coding region: 1-1845 (614 amino acids)
Biological process (GO): regulation of transcription by RNA polymerase II
Cellular component (GO): nucleus
Source: RefSeq, a predicted model, not a curated record